Molecule: messenger RNA, 1892 nt
Organism: Drosophila mauritiana
Lineage: Eukaryota; Metazoa; Arthropoda; Insecta; Diptera; Drosophilidae
Product: myb-like protein H
Exons: 4
Coding region: 548-1876 (442 amino acids)
Biological process (GO): regulation of transcription by RNA polymerase II
Cellular component (GO): nucleus; transcription regulator complex
Molecular function (GO): DNA binding
Source: RefSeq, a predicted model, not a curated record
CUGGCUGUCGUCGUUUCGCCGCCGAGUUGUCAACAUCAACGCAACGCAAUGCUUUCCUAUCCUAUCCAGCUAGCCAAACUGUACUGAAAAUAAUGGCAACUACAGCUACAACUACAACGGCAACAACGGCUACGGCUACAACAAUGUUUUAUUAAGUUUCACGAAAUAUAUAUGAGCGAAAAGCUCUAUACCUCGUUUGCUGAGACAGCAGCAACAGACAGCGGAACAGAACUGAACAGAACAGAACUGAAACGAACUGAACAGAAACCAACACAAACAAAUAGCGCGGACAAAACGAAAAGAAACCGAACACAAAACCCCAGCAGAAAAGGCAAAAAAGCUGAAAAAGAGUCGUUGAGAAUGUGCUGUUUGUUUGCCAGCUCAAAAAUAAAUAGGAUUGUAUACAAAUAUGUACGCACAUAGAUAGGAAAGUCUAAAAAUCAAAUAUUGGAGUGGCUAACGUAACUUCAAGUUGCCAUUUCUUGCAACAUGACAGUAAUCCGUUCAAAACACUGUGGCUCUGUGAGGUACGAUACCGCCAACGAAUAUGACCACCUCAACGCGCAGCAGCAGCAACACAAAUAGCAGCAACAACCACAGCAGCGAGCACGAGGAGCGAACCGCCAACGGCACCAACGCCUACAACCACCACAGUCCGACGGGUUCGGGAUCGGGAUCCGGAACAGCAGGCGCCUCCAUUGGAUCCACCAACCGAGUGAUGCAGGCGGACGAGGACUUCAACAUCCGAUUCGUCAACCUGGUGCGCACCCACAAGUGUCUCUACGACAAGAAGGUGCCCGAGUACCGCAACAGGGAUAACCAGGAAAAGGCUUGGGUGCUUAUAUCAAAGGAGACAAGAGAAAGCGUGAUCCAUUGCAAGGAGCGAUGGCGAAAUCUUCGCGCCUGCCUCUCCCGCUACAUAAAGCAGCAAUCCGGUUCGGAGCCGCAGCACAAGCCAUACUACCUGACCGAGCACAUGGCGUUCCUGCUGCCCUUCCUGAAGUCCAGCCGUAACUCCUUGGAGGGGAACAACAGUCUGGCCACUCUGUACCAGAUGUCCCAGCAGCACCUGCAGCAUCAACCAUUUCUCCUGCACCCAGCACUCCAUGAGACCGAGGAGCACAAGUACUGCGCCAACACUAGCAUCAAUAAUAAUAAUAAUAACAACAUCUCCAAUAAUGGCGAGAAUAUGGAGGUCUUGGAGAUGAAGUACUCGAUUUCGGAGAAGGACGAUGAGGAGACUAUCGACGCCUUUGAUCCCGCGGUCACCAACACCCUGGGUAUGAAUCGUACUUCGUCCACGCCCACACGCCUUUCCGCCCUUCAAGGAGGCGGGGGCAACUCACCGGCCAGAAGCGAUACCGCUAGUGCGGAUAGCAUGAAGAACUUCAUUCCGGAUGUGCAGCUGGCCGAGACGGGUUCGCAACUCAUCUACAGCGAUGGUGGACAUGGGACACCACCGCCCCUGCACUAUCAUCCGCACUCGCAUUCACAUCCUUUGACGUUGUCCAUGGAACACCACCCAGCAUCAUAUGAACCGGGCAGCACGAAAAGAAUCAAGACGGAAUGCGAGGCCACCAGCACGAUGACGAAUGCAGGAAGUAUUUACGGCGGACUGAGUUCGUCGGAAGUAGCGGACAUGGAGUUCUUCCGCAGCAUUCUCCCAGAUCUGGCGAAUCUCACUCCACAGCAGCGUCGCAAGUUCAAGAUUGGCAUUCUGGAGCUGAUUGACGACGUUGUAACCAGAUAUCCCGCCCAGGAUCACAGCAACGGAGGAGGAGUAUCUGGCGUACUCAACGGAAGUGGCGGUAGCAGCAAUGGGGGAUCUGUAAAGCAUCAAAGGCGCAGCUCUGGACGCGAUUGGAGGAAACAAUAAAGGAAUAGAAAAUGUA